CAGAGACUACAACAGCAAGUUCUAUAAAUAGUCAACAACGUGGUACCAAUGUUUCCAUAAGUUCAAAAGUCACAAACACUACUCAUCAAUCAUCUAAAACCUUGUACCUUGUCUGUUCUUCCAUUGAAAUCCAAGGCAGAAUAAAUCUCAAAAUUCUCUUCCUUUUUCUCUUUUCCCACCUACAAAUGGUCGAACUCAACAUCAUCAAGAACAAAAUGUGGAUCUUUUCACAUUAAUCUACUUCUGUUUCAAUAAUCCUCUAAAAAAUUCGUCCUCCCUUUGCUUAAUGGAAGUUAUGACCAACGAUACUAUCAACAAACAAAGCAACAUCCGUUUUCAAAAGCUUUCAUUUUGGUUCGCCCCUACUACUCGUCCACCUGGUUUUUUUCAUCUUCUCUUUCGCAAGUAGCAACAUCGUUAGUGAUCGCAGUGUGAAAUCCAGAGUCAGAACUAUGUUUUGUGGGAAAUUUUCUUCAACUGGGUAUGAUGAUUUGGAGCUGUUGAGUCACUCUUUGCAUGAGAUUGGAGGUUCUGAUGGUGUUUCGAGAGAUGGGUUGUUGUUGUCAUCGUUGACAGAAAGGGUUGGUGGUAAGAAUGAGAAUUGUGAGGCGAAAGCUUUGGCUGCUUUGAAGAAUCAUAGUGAAGCGGAGAGGAGAAGGAGGGAGAGAAUAAAUGGUCAUCUUGCUACAUUACGUGGUCUUGUGCCUUCUACUCAUCAAAAGAUGGACAGAGCCACAUUACUUGCUAAAGUGAUCAGCCAAGUGAAGGAAUUAAAGAAUCAUGCAAUGGAAGCAAGCAAAGGUUUUCUAAUUCCAAUGGAAACCGAUGAAGUGAAAGUUGAACCAUAUGAUACUAAACUAGGAUAUGGAUGCAUGUCUUACAUGGCAACUAUAUGCUGUGAUUACCAACCUGAGAUACUUUCUGACCUUAAAAAAACACUUGAUGCACUUCAACUUCAACUAGUGAAGUCAGAGAUGUCAACAUUGGAAAGUAGAAUGAAGAAUGUGUUUGUAUUCACAUGUUGCAAAGGGCAUAAUAAUAGUGUUAAUGUUGAAGCUUGUCAAAGUAUUGCAAAUGUUGUUCAUAAGGCACUUGGUUCUGUGUUGGAAAAGGCUUCUAUGUCAAUGGAAUUUGCACUUAGAACUUCGUAUCCAAACAAGAGGAGAAGAAUAUGUUGAUGUGUUGUAAUAUUAUAAGGGACUCUAAAAUUUUCUCAUGUUGAUGCCAUAAAACUAAGUGUGCGAGUGUGUGGACCCGUUAGAGAUUUGUGUUAUUGGAAGUUUUAUGGAGAAAAAUGCAUUGUAAUAAGCCUAAGAUGCUUAAUGUUUGAGUAUGUUUACUUCAAUAAUAUUUUGUUUUCUUCAUCAAAUCAAACACUAAAAAGUUAUAUUGAAUACUUCCAAAAU
Messenger RNA from Vicia villosa (hairy vetch), 1406 nucleotides. Its product is annotated as transcription factor bHLH30-like. The transcript is spliced from 2 exons. The record is from RefSeq and is a predicted model, not a curated record. NCBI's taxonomy places the organism in Eukaryota, Viridiplantae, Streptophyta, Magnoliopsida, Fabales, Fabaceae. The coding region runs from base 453 to 1178 and encodes 241 amino acids. Gene Ontology annotation, molecular function: protein dimerization activity; DNA-binding transcription factor activity. Gene Ontology annotation, biological process: regulation of DNA-templated transcription.